Messenger RNA from Coccidioides posadasii C735 delta SOWgp, 1113 nucleotides. RefSeq lists its product as uncharacterized. The record is from RefSeq and is a predicted model, not a curated record. Lineage: Eukaryota; Fungi; Ascomycota; Eurotiomycetes; Onygenales; Onygenaceae. Gene Ontology annotation, biological process: alcohol metabolic process. Gene Ontology annotation, molecular function: zinc ion binding; alcohol dehydrogenase (NADP+) activity.
AUGAGCAACGAUGAACCACCCACAGCCUUCGAAGGCUGGGUCGGCCAUUCAGCAACAUCCCCUCUGACCUUCACCACCUUCAAACCCAAGCCCUUUACUCCAUUCGACGUGGACAUCAAGAUCACCCACUGCGGCAUCUGCGGCUCCGACAUCCACACCCUACGCUCAGGCUGGGGCCCAACAAACUACCCCUGCGUCGUCGGCCACGAGAUAGUCGGCCACGUCGUGCGCGUAGGAUCCGCCGUGAACACGCUCUCCUCGCCGUCCAAGGAUCUCAGGGUCGGCGACCGCGUCGGCGUCGGCGCACAGUGCAAUUCCUGCCUGAAACCGGACUGUGAAGAAUGCGUGUCCGGGCUCGAGCACUACUGUCCGCGCAGGACGGGGACGUACAACGGCAAGUUUCCCGACGGAAGCAAGUCAUACGGCGGAUAUGCGCGAUACUGGCGAGGUCCGGCUUACUUCGUCUUCAGGAUCCCCGACGCAUUGUCUAGCGCGGUAGCUGCACCGCUUCUGUGUGGUGGAAUUACCGUAUUCUCGCCUUUGCUAAGGAAUGGUGCGGGUCCGGGCAAGUCUGUGGGUAUCAUUGGUAUCGGUGGAUUGGGCCAUAUGGGCCUACUUUUCGCUAAAGCCAUGGGAUGUGAUCGCGUCGUGGCGAUCUCGCGUAGCAAAUCAAAAAGAUCAGACGCUUUGAACGGGCUGGGCGCGGACCACUUCAUCGCCACAGAUGAGGAUAAGGAUUGGGCUAAGAGAAACGCGAAUUCUCUUCACUUUAUCAUCAGCACCGUGUCGUCGGGCAACGUCCCGCUCGCACAGUAUCUUAGGUUGCUCAAACGUAAUGGACAGUUUAUUCAGGUCGGAGCACCAGAGGAACGUUUUCCGUCCUUCAAUGUUGGGCCAAUGAUUACAAAGGGCACCGUCAUUGCGGGAUCCCAGCUUGGUUCUCCCGAUGAAAUUCGACAAAUGCUUGACUUGGCGGCUCAGAAGAAAGUUCUGCCAUGGAUCCAAGAGAGGAGUAUGGAUGAUGUGAAUAAUGCCUUAGUAGACAUGGACGCAGGGAAAGCACGAUACCGAUAUGUCUUGGUUAAUUCGCCUGAAGGCGUAGCGAAGCUAUAA